Molecule: messenger RNA, 285 nt
Organism: Funneliformis caledonium
Lineage: Eukaryota; Fungi; Glomeromycota; Glomeromycetes; Glomerales; Glomeraceae
Source: the annotation of a GenBank genome assembly
AUGAACAAAAUAAAUACAAAAUUAUUAUUCGCUUAUAUUCUAUUCGCCUUCCUUGUGCUCAUUUUACAUACAACGUCGAUAAAUUCAUAUCCUGUUGGGGCGUGUGAUAUAGAAAAUUGCGAAGAUGAAAUAGCAGAACAACUUGACGAUGAAGAAGUGGAUCCAUGUGAUUAUUCAGAUAAUGAAAAAUUUCCUAACGAUUUUAUCGAAAAUAUUCUAGAUGAUAGUGAAAGUAGGCAUCCAAAAGGACGACCACCAGAUACUGCAGAUUCAAAGGACCUUUAG